Athene cunicularia (burrowing owl) is the source of this 2602-nucleotide messenger RNA. It is a transcript of the gene OTOL1, whose product is annotated as otolin 1. The transcript has 6 exons. NCBI's taxonomy places the organism in Eukaryota, Metazoa, Chordata, Aves, Strigiformes, Strigidae. The coding region runs from base 295 to 1698 and encodes 467 amino acids. The record is from RefSeq and is a predicted model, not a curated record. Gene Ontology annotation, molecular function: protein binding.
UGCCAAUCCCCGCUUCUCCCCGCACCACGCAGGAUCUCAUUGGCCACGGGAGAAGCUCUUACACAAAUAAAACUGAUUCUCUCUGAAAAUAAGAUUGUCUUUUUCAAAGUGCUAUGGAGGGGGGGUCGUCCUGGGAGCAGAACCAUUUGUAAGACGGCAGAUGUCCCUCCUUCUCUGCGACUGCGGCUGCUUCCCUGCUGCCAGCUGUAAGGUCUGGCUCCUCUCUGCCUGCCUGUGCUGAGCACUGCCCUCCCGUGCCAACCACCCCAGAGUUAAACUCUUCAUGCUGCCAACAUGUGGAGCUCACCGGGGUCCAUCGCGGCGGUUGCGAUGCUGGUUGUUACCGCCGUGCACGCGGGCAUGAAGGUCACCCCGGCUGUGAAGUACACCAAGACCUUAGAGCUCGUGGGCACUGGUGCCUCUCACACCCCCCUCACUCCUCUCACGGGGAAAAGCUCACUCCUGGCAGCACCGGGCAGAGCCAAGUUACCCACCCCGAGCCCCGCGGCCCGAGGGGCCACCACGCUCUUCCCCUUCGAGAACUACACGCUCGACACAGCCGAUUUCUUCUUCAACUGCUGUGACUGUUGCCCGCCCGCUGCGGGGCCCCGGGGGCAGCCAGGGGAGCGCGGACCCCCAGGUCCCAAGGGGGAUAAGGGAGAUGCUGGUCUGCGAGGUCUGCCAGGAACGCCAGGUCCUCAAGGUCCAAAAGGUUCUAAAGGAGAAAGAGGAGGCAAAGGGGAGCAAGGAGAACGAGGAGUAAGUGGAAACCCCGGUUAUCCAGGCAAACCUGGGCUGCAAGGUGAAGGUGGAGUAAAAGGCAAUAAGGGCAACUACGGCUUCCCUGGACUGAAGGGACAAAAGGGGUCCAAAGGGGACACUUGUGAGAAUGGGACCAAAGGAGACAAGGGAGAUAGGGGGGAUGCUGGAGACCCAGGAGCAGAUGGAGAGCAGGGUGACAAAGGGGAAAAGGGAGACACAGGGGAGAAAGGGUACUGCGGGGAGCCGGGGGGAAGAGGUGCGAAGGGAGAAAGAGGGGAAGGGGGCAUGAAGGGAGAAAAAGGGAGCAAAGGGGAGAUGGGGAUUGAGGGUAUUCAGGGGGUGGAUGGAAGACAGGGAGAAAAGGGUGAGCAAGGAAGUAAGGGUGAUAAAGGGGACCUGGGACCCACUGGCAUGAUGGGACCUUCGGGGCCCAAGGGGGUCGCCGGCAGCAAGGGGGGCCGAGGGGCCCCCGGAAAGAAAGGCUCCCGUGGGGCAAAGGGUGCCCGAGGGGACUCCGCAAAGCUCCUGCGAUCGGCCUUCAGCGCUGGUUUGUCCAAGCCCUUCCCUCCGCCCAACGUCCCCAUUCGAUUUGACAAGAUCUUGUACAACGACCAAGAAGAUUACAACCCUUCCACCGGGAAAUUCAACUGCAGCGUGCCCGGGGCGUACGUCUUCGCCUACCACUUGACGGUGAGAGGGCGUCCGGCCCGCGUCAGCCUCGUGGCCCGUAGCAGGAAGGUGGCCAAAGCCCGUGAGACGCUCUACGGCCAGGAGAUCGACCAGGCAUCCUUCCUCACCGUCCUCAAGCUGAGCGCGGGUGACCAGGUGUGGCUGGAGGUAGCACGAGACUGGAACGGGGUCUACGUCAGCGCCGAGGACGACAGCGUCUUCACAGGGUUCCUUCUGUAUCCAGAUGUUUUUGAGAUCCUGCUAUAGAUUUAAAAGGCAAAGAUAUUACUGAGAAGCAUGCUUUGCCUGCAAGAGGAGAAAUGAGCAUCCGUUUAGCAUAUUGGUUUAGUCGCUAGGUUUCAUGAUCUUUUAACAAAAAACAUUUAUAUUUGCAAUCUAUGGGUUAGUUUUAGCUAGCAGCCCCAAGAAGCAGCAUGUCCUUUGUGCAGUUGGGUAAUGGCUGAGAGAAACCGUUGUCCAAACGCCAGCAGGACCGGCAUGGGGAGGGCAUUUCACAUCACAGACUUCAGGUUUGAAAUUAGUCUCUUAAAAUUAUGUAAUGAAACUCAUUGUCCGACUGCAGUUUUAAUCAGGUCAAGUCUCUGCAAUCCUUGCAUGGUCAAACCUCCUCUGGAAAUCAGUACUGGUAACUAUUGGUUUUGGUAAAGACUGCAGUGUUUGAUUUAUAGAGAUUAAUCAGACAUGAACAUGAGAAGUAGGUUUCUUGAAGUCUCAUGAAAAGAUUUAUUUUAUCAUUGAAUAAUUAUUAUCUAGUACUUUAGACUUGGUCAUGAAUUAUAUAAAGGUUUUUCUAAAAGAGUAUUAGAGCUAUUUGAUCAGUGCAAAAAAAAAAAAAACCCCUAACUAUUGUCCUUAGGCAAAAAUAUAUCUGAAACUUUCAAAAGUAACUGAGAGAUCCGUAAUCCAAUUUAUUAGGCUACUCAGAAACCCAGUUUCUGAGCCACUAACAAUUCAUCUGAUGCUGUGGGGUCAGUCCUCAGCUGCAGCGAGGAGGAGGAGGAGGAGGAGGAAGCAGCCUGGAGUCGGCUUUGGCACCUGCACGAGUCCUGAGGUGUUGUGACGGCCCGGUAGAUGUGUGGGCACAUUUUUUAAAAGCUGGUUUACCAAAAUGGAACUGAAUCUUGUGAAAUAAAGGUAUGACAUUAAAUAA